Quercus lobata is the source of this 594-nucleotide messenger RNA. Its product is annotated as EG45-like domain containing protein 2. The coding region runs from base 20 to 403 and encodes 127 amino acids. The record is from RefSeq and is a predicted model, not a curated record. The transcript is spliced from 3 exons. NCBI's taxonomy places the organism in Eukaryota, Viridiplantae, Streptophyta, Magnoliopsida, Fagales, Fagaceae.
UUUCCUUUGCUAAUUAUAUAUGAGGCACUUGGUGAUCAUGGCAAUUGUGUUUGGCUUAAUAAGCCGAGUUCUUGGGGACAUAUGCACAGCUGCUUCUUAUGGUCCUCCAUAUAUGCCUACAAGGUGCAACGGAAAUCAACAAGAGCAGUUCCCUCCGGGAAAUCUUUUUGUGGCAGUGAGUGAGGGAUUGUGGGAUAAUGGUGCUGCUUGUGGGAGGCGUUAUAGGCUGAGGUGCUUAAGUGGAAAUAACAAACCAUGUAAGGACGGUACCAUUGAUGUUAAGGUGGUGGAUUACUGCCCACAAUCGCCGUGCCCUUCUACCCUCCUCAUGUCGAGUAAUGCUUUUGCAGCCAUCUCACACUCUCCGAAAGCAAAAAUUAAUGUCGAAUAUAUCCAGAUAUAACAUUUUUAUGGACCAAAACUCCUCUGCGUUUCAUAUCGUUAGAAUGAUUGAAUCAACAUAUAGUUUGCUCGAAAUUCUGAAAGGAGUAUAUGUGUGGAAUUAAUGUAACUUCGGAUGUUAGAGAAUGAUUGUUGCUUGAUUGUGUUGUUAACCGUCUAUAUCAAUGUUAUGAAUUUAAUAUUGUGAUUUAA